Molecule: messenger RNA, 1017 nt
Organism: Phragmites australis (common reed)
Lineage: Eukaryota; Viridiplantae; Streptophyta; Magnoliopsida; Poales; Poaceae
Biological process (GO): carbohydrate metabolic process
Molecular function (GO): aldehyde-lyase activity; zinc ion binding
Source: RefSeq, a predicted model, not a curated record
AUGGAAGGCAACAUGUGCAGAAUCCGCAUACCUCCGCUGGUUCCAGGCAGCGAACCGGAAUUCUCGGCCACGGUGGAGUAUGCUCUGUGCCCGCAUCACCUUGUCCCAGAUGUGGCAAUUGCUAAAAAUGAUCAAGAAGUCUUCCAGGUGGUGCUUGACCCCUGGCAAUCAUGUACACAGACACCGAACUCCACCGAGAGCGCGUUGGAGAGGUGGUGCAGCUCUUUGCGGCCGGCUCCCCGUGAGCCAGCACACGGCUGCGCGGUCCAAAAGCUUCUCCAUCCUUCUGGUCACAUCUCCCGUCGCAGAGAUGACCACCUCGUCGUCAAGAGGUCUGGCCGCCGGGUCUCCAGGGAAAGUAGGGCAUGGGUUGGCGAGCUCAGUAGCGGCAUGCAAGACAGCAGGCUGGUGCCUUUCACUGUUCAUUUUGAUCAUGGCAGUUCCAAGUCAGACUUACUUGAAGCUCUUGAGAUGCAUGGGGAUGGUUCACAUUUACCUUUAGGGGAGAAUAUAUUUUACACAAAAAUCAUAUCAUCCUUGGCUCAUGCGAAAGGCAUACUUGUGGAAGCAGAGUUGGGUAGACUUUCAGGCUCUGAAGAUGGCUUGACAGUUGAAGAAUAUGAAGCAAGAUUUACCAAUGUUGCUCAGGCUGAAGGAUUUAUUGAUGAGACGAGUAUUGACGCUCUAGCAGUAUGCAUUGGAAAUGUUCAUCGAAAAUAUCCACCUAGUGGACCAAACCUCAGAUUUGACUUGCUAAAGGACCUUCAUGCUUUAACCUUGAAGAAAGGAAUUAGCUUGGCUCAUGGAGCAUCUGGCCUACCUCAUGAGCUCGUAAAGGAAUGCAUAGAUUUGGGUGUGAGGAAUUUCAACGUGAACACAGAGUUUCGAAACAGUUACCUGGAGUCCCUUAAUAAGCCAGAAAAGGACCUGAUUCAGGUCAUGGCAUGUGCUAAAGAAGCAAUGAAAGCUGUUGUAGCAGAGAAAAUACACCUCUUUGAAUCAGCUGGGAAGGCCUGA